Onthophagus taurus is the source of this 1694-nucleotide messenger RNA. It is a transcript of the gene Srp54k, whose product is annotated as Signal recognition particle 54k. Gene Ontology annotation, molecular function: endoplasmic reticulum signal sequence receptor activity; 7S RNA binding; GTPase activity. Gene Ontology annotation, biological process: SRP-dependent cotranslational protein targeting to membrane, translocation; SRP-dependent cotranslational protein targeting to membrane. The record is from RefSeq and is a predicted model, not a curated record. Gene Ontology annotation, cellular component: cytosol; signal recognition particle, endoplasmic reticulum targeting. Lineage: Eukaryota; Metazoa; Arthropoda; Insecta; Coleoptera; Scarabaeidae.
UGAUGUGUCGUGUUGUCAAAAGUCAAAAUCGAAAUGUUUCGUUCAAAAGUGCAAUAACUUUGUUUAUCUUCAAGCUACAUAAAAAAUAAACAUUCAAAAUGGUUUUAGCGGAUUUGGGUCGUAAAAUUACGACCGCGUUGCAAUCGUUAACGAAGGCGACCAUCAUAAACGAAGAAGUACUAAAUGGCAUGCUUAAAGAAAUAUGCGCGGCCCUUCUCGAAGCCGACGUUAAUAUUCGUCUUGUUAAGAAACUACGCGAAAAUGUUCGGGCUGUUAUUGAUUUUGAUGAGAUGGCCGGGGGUCUUAAUAAGCGACGGAUGAUUCAAAGUGCAGUUUUUAAAGAAUUAGUUAAACUUGUUGAUCCUGGUGUGAAACCAUAUCAGCCAAUAAAAGGUAAACCAAAUGUUAUUAUGUUCGUUGGAUUACAAGGUUCGGGUAAAACCACUACUUGUACUAAAUUGGCUUAUCAUUAUUUGAAGAAAAAUUGGAAAUCUGCUCUUGUUUGUGCCGAUACAUUCAGAGCGGGAGCUUAUGAUCAGGUUAAACAAAAUUGUACAAAAGCAAGAAUUCCAUUUUAUGGGAGUUACACUGAAGUAGAUCCUGUUGUUAUUGCGCAAGAUGGUGUGGAUAUGUUUAAAAAGGAAGGAUUUGAAAUAAUUAUUGUAGAUACAAGUGGUAGGCAUAAGCAAGAAGAAUCUUUGUUUGAAGAAAUGUUGGCUGUAUCAAAUGCAGUGAAACCAGAUAAUAUAAUAUUCGUUAUGGAUGCUACAAUAGGUCAAGCUUGUGAAUCACAAGCUAAAGCUUUUAAAGAAAAAGUUAAUGUUGGUUCGGUUAUCAUCUCGAAAUUAGAUGGUCAUGCAAAGGGAGGUGGAGCCCUCAGUGCAGUGGCAGCCACAAGCAGUCCUAUUAUCUAUAUAGGAACCGGUGAACACAUAGAUGAUUUAGAACCCUUUAAAACAAAGCCUUUUGUAAGUAAAUUACUUGGAAUGGGAGAUAUCGAAGGUCUUAUAGAUAAGGUUAACGAAUUAAAACUAGACGAUAACGAAGAAUUGCUUGAAAAAAUCAAACACGGACAAUUUACCUUAAGGGAUAUGUAUGAACAAUUUCAGAAUAUCAUGAAAAUGGGACCAUUUUCACAAAUUAUGGGAAUGAUUCCUGGUUUCAGUCAAGAUUUUAUGUCAAAAGGAACAGAACAAGAAUCAGUGGCACGUUUAAAACGUCUUAUGACCAUUAUGGAUAGUAUGAGUGAUAAUGAACUUGAUAGUCGUGAUGGUGCCAAGUUAUUUUCUAAACAAAAUGGACGUGUUAUUCGUGUAGCUCAAGGAGCUGGAGUAACUGAACGUGAAGUAAAAGAUUUAAUAAUGCAAUACACAAAAUUCGCUGCUGUAGUGAAAAAAAUGGGCGGUAUUAAAGGUUUGUUUAAAGGUGGCGAUAUGGCAAAGAACGUUAACCAGGUGCAAAUGGCUAAAUUAAAUCAACAAAUGGCGAAAAUGAUGGAUCCUCGAGUGUUACAUCAAAUGGGUGGUAUGGCAGGUUUACAAAAUAUGAUGAGACAGUUGCAAAAUGGGGCGGCUGGAGGUUUAGGUGGAUUAGGUAAUCUUAUGAGUGGGUUUGGUGGUAAAUAGAUUUUUUAUUUUCGAAAUGUUAAUUUCUGUUCUUCCUUGAUUAAAAAAAAGAUAUAAAAAUAUGUAAUA